CCCUCCCCCCGCAGGGUGACUAUAGGGUAUGAGGUCUGCCCCUCCCCCUGCAGGGUGACUAUAGGGUAUGAGGUCUGCCCCUCCCCCCGUAGGGUGACUAUAGGGUAUGAGGUCUGCCCCUCCCCCCGCAGGGUGACUAUAGGGUAUGAGGUCUGCCCCUCCCCCCGGGUGACUAUAGGGUAUGAGGUCUGCCCCUCCCCCGUAGGGUGACUAUAGGGUAUGAGGUCUGCCCCUCCCCCCCAUAGGGUGACUAUAGGGUAUGAGGUCUGCUGCCCCUCCCCCCCAUAGGGUGACUAUAGGGUAUGAGGUCUGCCCCUCCCCCCCGCAGGGUGACUAUAGGGUAUGAGGUCUGCCCCUUCCCCCCGCAGGGUGACUAUAGGGUAUGCCCCUAUCCCCCCGCAGG
Molecule: messenger RNA, 403 nt
Organism: Staurois parvus
Lineage: Eukaryota; Metazoa; Chordata; Amphibia; Anura; Ranidae
Source: the annotation of a GenBank genome assembly